AUGGCGGUGAAUGUUUACUCCACCUCAAUGACCAUUGAGAACCUGAGUCGUCAUGACAUGCUGGCAUGGGUCAACGACUCUCUGCAGCUCCCAUACACAAAGAUCGAGCAGCUCUGUUCGGGUGGUGCUUACUGUCAGUUAAUGGACAUGCUGUUUCCAGGGUGCAUAUUAAUGAAGAAAGUGAAGUUCAAUGCUAAACUGGAACAUGAAUACAUCCACAAUUUCAAGGGCUUACAGGCUUCAUUCAAGAGAAUGAAUGUGGACAAGAUCAUUCCUGUGGAGAGGCUGGUGAAGGGGAAGUUCCAGGACAACUUUGAGUUCCUUCAGUGGUUUAAGAAGUUUUUUGAUGCCAACUAUGACGGGAAAGAUUACGACCCUGUAAUGUCACGGCAAGGCCAUGAAGGAACACCGCCUCCACCCAACCCAGGCCCCAUGAGAACAUCUCCCACAGCACCAAAGAGUGUUCCUCCCCCCCAGAGGCAGACCAACACAGCACCAGCCCGCAGGACAACUCCCGUGACCCGCAAUGGAGGAGACGCUGAGCUUCUAGAGCUCAACCAGCAGCUGCUGGAUCUGAAGCUGACUGUAGACGGACUGGAGAAGGAGAGGGACUUCUACUUUGGAAAGCUGAGUGACAUUGAGCUUCUCUGCCGCGAAAGUGAAAGCCAAGUCAUCAGCAAAAUCAUGGAUGUAGUCCUGUCAUGGAAGCGUGGUAUUUAUAGACCUUGCCAAGUACUACUGUAAAAGACUGAAAAGAAGGAUAACAAGAAGGAAAAACUUUCUGUUUCUUUGCUGCUGAUAAUACAGAACACAAGAAUAAUGCUUGAUUUACAUCAAUAAAGUUGAAUGCAGUGCCUUCUCAUACACUGGAGAGAUCACUUAGAGCUUUCUGAGUGAAAACAGAAGCUGCUAAAAAACACCAGGGGCCUCAUUUGUCAAAAUGUGCAUAAAACAAGCGUAAAUCCGU
Sander lucioperca (pikeperch) is the source of this 967-nucleotide messenger RNA. RefSeq names its product microtubule-associated protein RP/EB family member 3-like. The transcript has 6 exons. The record is from RefSeq and is a predicted model, not a curated record. Gene Ontology annotation, cellular component: spindle midzone; microtubule organizing center; cytoplasmic microtubule. The coding region runs from base 1 to 744 and encodes 247 amino acids. Gene Ontology annotation, biological process: regulation of microtubule polymerization or depolymerization; spindle assembly; protein localization to microtubule plus-end. Lineage: Eukaryota; Metazoa; Chordata; Actinopteri; Perciformes; Percidae. Gene Ontology annotation, molecular function: microtubule plus-end binding.